Messenger RNA from Babesia sp. Xinjiang, 3348 nucleotides. RefSeq lists its product as uncharacterized. The transcript has 2 exons. The record is from RefSeq and is a predicted model, not a curated record. The coding region runs from base 1 to 3348 and encodes 1115 amino acids. NCBI's taxonomy places the organism in Eukaryota, Apicomplexa, Aconoidasida, Piroplasmida, Babesiidae.
AUGGUGAACCAAGGCCAGCGAAUGUUCGCCAGUCGCUUCAGCCUUUCAAGCCUCUCACAGUUCUACAGUAGCAACUCGGAUAGCGAUGAUGAAGACAGUUAUAGUGAUACGCACUCAAGUGUAACGCUGCCUAGGAGAACGAACGCGGGGAGAAUCAAAUCUUCGCCCGGUGAUGAAGGUGACAAGGCAGACGAAUACACACUAACGAAAGAAAACAGUAAAUUAUCUCAGCACUCGCCAGAGUUAAGUAUGAAUUCGAAAGAAGUGGAUCAAGUUGCUGGUGUGGCCGACACACCUCUGGCUGAUCCUGAGCCUCGGGCAGCCUCCAUGUCGGUUGCAAGUAGCGCUGCGGAAGGUGCUCCGUCCGUGGUUAGCGCAUCAAACAGCAUUGUGAGUGCUAGGGCCACGGUAACAAGCCACCAAUCGGACCAUACUGUCACUGAGCAUUCAGAGCCUCCCGAAAAUCACCACUCUACCGUCCCUUCUGUCACGCGUAGCCUUUCACCGACUAGGGAGAGCGGUGCAGUUGACGAGGAGGCCGCAUCGGACAAGGGUGAUUCUGUCGUGGAUUCACUGCCUGUUUACGCUCCUCCGGCAAACGAUUUAUCACACGGGAGUACCCAUGGCGAACAAAGUCCUAGAUACGACGCCGAUGAGGACGUUGGUUCCGUGAGGAGCGAUGUAGUUAAGUCAGAAUAUCCGAAAGAUGGCAACGUCGCAACCCUCUCGUCUUUGGAUGCUGCAGCUCUCGAGGCUCUGAUCAAUAGCCCGUCGGAAAAGAUUGUUGACAACGCCUACAUACGCCCACCAACUCAGGUUAACGACGUUGCGAACGCCAGUAGUAGAAGUAAUCAUACGAUACCCGCGGCCGUAACGUCGGUUAACAACUAUCAGGACGGAUACCAUUUGUCACAGUCAUCGAAGGUGACAGAGAAGGUUCUCACUGACAACCCUGAAGCUGUCGCUUCAGAGUGCUCUUACAAGAUUGAACCCCAGGGUCAUUCCCAGGAAGACGAUUAUCACCCAAGUGAUACGUAUUCCGUAAGUCAAACCGAUAUGCCCAUAUCGCCGAAGAUGUCCACCGCAAGUGAACAAAUUAACGAAAUGACGUCUGUUGCCAAUGAGGAAGUGAGUUUUGAUAUCCAACGCCCCCAAACAUUUGAACAAACUAACGCAAUCUCUGUCAGUGGUUCGUGCAAGCCUGUCGAAAGGAAUGCGGGAUCCUGUAAUGUGCCUGUUAAACAAACUGCUGACCUAUCACCUGCCAUUGCUGCGAGCGCAAUCUCCCCAAGCGAAAGUGAGCGCCAAAUCUUUAUUGACAUCGGUGAGGAGUACCGUGAGGUUGCGGAGAAUCCCAAUCUUAUUAGCACUGAGGCGACACCUAUACAUAAGGAUUGGGGUACUACUCCAGGUGGAGUGCGUGACCUUGCAGAGACGUCUGAUUCGACACCGCAUCUAGCUACGUCCUUCUCAAGUGAUAGUAACGCUGUGGUUGAACAGAGUUCCGUUAAGGAUUUUGAGGGGGGGCAUCCAGCUGAUCACGAAUCCGUCGUUGAGGUCGAUACUAACACGACAGCGCAAGAGUCUUCUAUUCCUGAAGAGGAAUACUCGCUGACAAAACAGCUAUCCAGAGAGGUGGACCGCUACAAAGAAAUGUACGCACAGCUUGAGCGCAAAGUUACAGACAUUUGGAACCAACGCGAGGCGUUCCGCGUUGCAAAUGACCGCAUUGCUGCUAACCUGGCUCGUAACUCGGGGGCGAAAUCUGUGCGAUUCGAAGACCAUAACAUCGACACCGAUGAGGAUGCAUCCAUCACGAGGAAUUUAGAGGCGAUGCUCGACUGUGGGUCGGCGCAUAGCCCAGGUAGGCCAAGUGUCUCACCACGUGAUAUAGGCAUGACGGCGGAUGAUCCAAAUGCCAUCAGCUCCAUAAUGGGAUCGCGCAGUUAUAACCUCAACAUGGAGGUGGCAUCUGAUGAUGUUACAACACCUUCGGGUCAUUCUUACAGCAAAUCGCAUGAGCCCCCGCGUGGUGUUCGAUGCAAUCGUCAAACGAUGGAGCGUUUGCUCAAUUGUGGUGUCAAGUUGUAUGCGUUACGCCUUAUCACAUCGGGAGUACGGUCAGAAACACCACUAUACAUGGAUGUGUGCCCAAGGCAUAGCGCAUAUAAUGGGAAGGUAAUAUUAAGUAAUAACGUUGGGUUGUUCAAGAUAUCUCUUGUGAAACCACCAACGGAGGCAGGAAGCUCCGUGGGUUCCGUACUCAGCUAUCUACGAUUAGACAGUGAACAGAGCUCGGUGGACUACCUAUAUGGGAUUUUCAGCUCCAUUGCCGAAUAUGUGGGAUUGUCUUGGAUGUCAUCCGAAAGCUCACAACCUUGCUACAGCAGCCGAAUGACAGAGGAAGUAUCAUCGCGUAAUGAAGAUGCUCCUCCACAUGUUCAAAUCAAGUAUAUGCACUCUUUGGUAAACGCUUCUGACAGCAUGGUCAUGGUGGAUGACGGCUUCCCAUCGAACUGUAACAUUGGUGCAAUGUUCCAUGGGCAGCACGAGCAUCUCUUCUGUGUGGAGGAAACCCGGGAGCUUCGGAAAUCAGACUUGCAGAAUAAUUCCAGGUUCACCUUCAUUCUAGACACUUCGCCCUCCACAGGUUCGAAACACACGGCGUCACGUCGCUUCAACAGUAACGUAUACCUGGUGAAUUCGGUAACCCGUGAGUACCUUUGCGUUGAUUUGCUAACGCAUGAGCUGCGAUUUGCUGGUGGUCCGUGUACACGAGCGUACUCGAAGUAUGUGGUUCCGGCUACCUUCAAGAUGGUGCGGUUGUACAACGUACUUGCAGAAAAGGGGCCUGGACUACAAGGAACGGUCAGUGAAGCGUCUGAAUAUACACAAUACAGGCGCUGUGUGAGUGAACGUGCUGCAGCACGUCACGGUUAUGAAUUACCUCGAAGCGCCAGUCGCAUGGUGGAUGUACACGGCAACUUCUUGCCCAUGACCUUGGCAGCAGGAACUCCGGCACCAUCUCCACGUCAUGGUCCAUCUACCGUUCCUAGUCAAAUUUUUAAGAAGGAUUGCGUCUUGUUGUCCCAAAGGGACAACAGAAGUGUAAACACGCAACCAGCAGAUAUGUAUGACAUUGCAGACAGCGGUGACUUUGGUUCUUCCGACCCUUCUGCACGUUCAGAGUCACGUGCUGUCGAAAUGUAUAAUAUGCUUGAACCAACGAGCGAUGAGAGGCGUCCCACCAAAGAGUUUUCAUCUAUGCAGUCAACACGGGGCCCUGCUGUUAAGGACCUCAAGAUGAAGUUCGAAAAACUCAGCAGCCGGUCACGUUUAUUUAUUUAA